AUGGCCGCGGUUUCCAAGGCAACGUCGCCGCUUUCUUCGGCCCGACCCGGAAGGAGCCCGAACUCGCAAGGGCGGGCCUCUGAGAUGGGAAAGACUUCCGGGUCACGGCGGAGCGGGCGCUCACGUGGAGGUGGGGAAAGCUGGCCUAGCGGCAUGGUUACUAAAGCCCACAAAGGGGACCUGAGCCCUGGGCUCUCUGAGAGGAAGAAAAAGAAGAAGAAGAAGAAGGUUAUUAAAGAACCAGAGGCUGGAAAGUCUGUUUUAAACAGCGACACUUAUUUCAUUCCUUCAAAGCCCACAUCUCCCACCAAGAAUACUGUUCGUGGAAAGACACCCGAGAUGCUAAUGAAGAAGAAGAAGAAAAAAAAGAAGGACCUCAGCACCCCCUUGGAGGAGCCCGCAGGACUUGAGACCACGUUUCAUAGGCAUUACCAGUCCAAGUCACCCAGACAGGCCAAGUCACCCAACGGAACAAAGUCACCCAGGCCCCGGAAGCAGGAGCUCCCUAAUGGGGAGAAAAAGAAGAAGCCCUUGUGGCCUCUCAGUAUGUCCCCUGACUCUAGGCCAAAGAGCUCCUUGGGCUCCAGACAAUGUGAGGAGGUGACCAAAGUUAACAAGAAGCUCAAAAAAUACAAGAAGGAGAAAAAGGCCCAGGACCCCCUUUCUUGGCUCUGCAAGAGCAAGGAACAUCCACACGCUUGCCCAGAGAGGCAGGACUGUGAGGGUCAGGCAGCCUUUGGGCAGAAACGGAAGCAGGGGAGCCCCCGGGAAUAUGGUGUGAAGAUGAAGAAGAAGAAAAUCCACCAGGAGGGAGACACCACCCUGGGCCACUCCAGCCUCUCCAAAUCCUUGGAGAGCAGUCCUAGGAAAAGGACUAAGAAGAAGCUGGCCAAAGUCGAGAUUCCAGAAUGCAGCCCCAUAGGAGACGGCCUCUGCACCCCCACAAAAAAGAAAAUGAAGCUCAAGGAAAAGGCAGAGCUACCAGAGGUCAAGGAAACAUCUCUGAAGAAAAAGAAAAAGAAGAUGAGGAAAGAGAGCAUUGCAGCUGAACAACCUGGGGAGGAAGAGGAGCACAGAGCCAGCCAGCUGAGUAACCUCGAGCCAGCCUAUGCCUUGUGGUCCUCAAAGUCGGGACGGAGGAUUUGCAUGAGCAGAGCCAUCCGGGGAACGCCACAGUCUUCACACAAGAUGCUGGGUUCCAGGUGCAGCACUAUUAAAGAGUCCAACACUGACCUGGAGGUGGUGCUGGAGAAGAAGGGCAACGUGGACGAGGUGCACAUAGAUCAGGUAAGGCGCAAGGCCUUGCAGGAAGAGAUCGACCGGGAGUCGGGCAAAACAGAAGUUCCUGUCACCAAGAAGUGGACGGGGACCCAGUUUGGCCAGUGGGACACUGCUGAUUUUGAGAAUGAGGAAAAGAAGAUGAAAUUUCUCAAACUCAUGGGCGGCUUUAAAAACAUGCCCCCUUCAUUCAGACGCCCCCCAAAUCUGAUGGUCAGGCCCAACAUGGCCUUGGGCAGGAAGGCGUCAGAUAGCCUGCAGCAGCAGCUCAUGCAGGACUACGACCGGGCCAUGAGCUGGAAGUACAACCGGGGGGCCGGCCUCGGCUUCUCCAGCAUUCCAAACAAAGUCUUCUAUAUUGACAAGAACGCUUCCAAGUCCACCAGGUUUGAAGAUUAAACGCUACUGUCUUGUGUCCUUCCCCUGCCCCACCCCCAAACAGGACCGUUUUUAUUA
Molecule: messenger RNA, 1734 nt
Organism: Erinaceus europaeus (western European hedgehog)
Lineage: Eukaryota; Metazoa; Chordata; Mammalia; Eulipotyphla; Erinaceidae
Gene: KNOP1
Product: lysine rich nucleolar protein 1
Exons: 7
Coding region: 1-1677 (558 amino acids)
Source: RefSeq, a predicted model, not a curated record